AAGACAUAUACAUAGGUAUACGGUAGAAGGAGGAUACGCUUUGGACGGUCUAUCCAAAGGCAGCCGGAGUGGGGCAUGUACUCUUAUAUAGGGACUGUUCGUGAGUUGAUCAGUCGAUCCGCGGGCUCAGAACCGAUAAACCGCUGAUAUCGUUGAUACUUCUGACUACUAUGGUCCAAUAAGAGGAAUUCAUAGCUUCUUUUAUUAAUUAAUUUUUUGGUGAUCGCAUUAACACUUCUUAAACUCGUUACCUCAAGUGACAACAAACUGCAGUUGCAGUGGAUUCAAUCAUGACUUCCAGUGUUAAACAAACAGUUAUAAAGAAUCCAACAUGGUGGAAGAGGAGAACUGGUAUGGAACGAGGAUUGACGCUGCUAUCCGUCGUCACGAUUGUAAUAUCCAUCUCGCUGGUCAUUGCAUUGGCGACAGUAUUAUACAAAAACAGGAUUAGCACUGAUGAAUCAGUUCGCAACGCUGAAGCUCUACUUGGCACCAGCAAUCCGUCGCCUCCAAACACAGUUGAUCAGACCAAGAAAGACUACGAUGACAUUUGCCUCACCCCAGGCUGCAUUCAUACAGCUUCCAAGGUUCUCGAAGCUAUGGACCAAUCCGUGGAUCCGUGCGAUGACUUCUAUCAAUUCGCAUGCGGUAGUUUUGUCAAGAAAACCAACAUUCCCGAUGACAAAUCUUCGGUGACCUCAUUCAGCGUUAUCAGCGACACUCUAUUGGAACAACUUCGUUCCAUGAUCGAGGAGCCCAUCCAACCGAAAGAAGCAAAACCUUUCCGUUUGACAAAGCUCAUCUACCAAUCCUGCAUGAACAAAACUAAGAUCGAAAAUGAGGGUCUUCAACCGAUCAAAGAGAUAUUCUCUAGCAUAGGCGGAUGGCCCGUCCUUGACGGCGACAACUGGAAAGACGAGGACUUCGAUUGGAAGCAAGCCGUGUAUAAUUUUAGGAAAGUGGGUUACAGCGUCGACUACUUUAUAGAUUUCUCGGUCGGAAUUGAUUUAAAAAAUUCCACCAAACGCAUCAUCGAUCUGGAUCAAUCCUCGUUGGGAUUAAGACGAGAAUUCCUUAUUAAAGGCAUGGAAGACAAACUGGUGCAAGCUUACUAUGAAUACAUGGUCGACAUCGCCGUUAUUUUUGGCGCUGACCGUUCUAGGGCUCAACAAGAACUCAAGGAAUCUUUAGAAUUCGAAAUGAAACUUGCCAAUAUUUCAUUGCCCAGCGAGAAACGCCGUAACGCAACUUCACUCUACAACCCAAUGACCGUCGGUCAAUUACAAAUCAAAUAUCCAAGCAUUCCUUGGUUGAAAUAUCUAAAUACACUCCUAUCAUUAGAUUUUGAAAUCGGAGCUGAUGAGAUCGUGAUUGUCAGUGUACCGCAAUUUAUCAGCGAUUUUGAAAAUCUAAUUGCUACAACACCUAAACGUACCCAAGCUAAUUAUUUGAUGUGGAGAGCGGCGGCUUCUUCUGCGAGUUACUUAACCGAAGAGCUGAAGAACAGGCAAUUGAAAUACAGCACCAUCCUGAGCGGUAAAACUGAACGCGCUCCCAGAUGGAAGGAAUGCAUCGAUGUUUCUGCUGGCAGUCUUUCGAUCGCAGCUGGCGCCUUGUAUGUCAAGAAAUACUUUAACGAAGACGCGAAGCGCAACGCCAUCGAAAUGGUGGCGGACAUUCGUUCCGAAUUUAAGGAGAUCGUAAAGCAAGUCGAUUGGAUGGACAAUGUUACCAGAAAAAGUGCUUUAGAAAAAGUGGAUUUGAUGGCAACCCAUAUCGCUUACCCAGACGAAUUACUCAAUACCACUAAGCUGGAAGAGUUUUACGAGUCUUUAGAAUUGGAGCCGAACAAUUACUUUAAGUCCAUAUUGAAUAUGACUUUAUUCGGCACACAUUAUUCAUUCAAUAGGCUCAGACAACCUGUCAAUAAAAGCGAAUGGAUCACUCAUGGAAGACCAGCAGUUGUAAACGCUUUCUAUUCAUCUAUUGAAAACAGCAUACAAUUUCCCGCUGGCAUUCUGCAAGGCGUGUUCUUCAAUAACGAUCGUCCUAAGUACAUGAACUACGGAGCUAUAGGUUUCGUUAUCGGUCAUGAAAUUACGCACGGAUUCGACGACCAGGGAAGGCAGUUCGAUAAGAAUGGAAAUUUGGUUGAUUGGUGGGAACAGGAAACAAGAGAAGCUUUCGUGAAGAAAGCACAAUGCAUUAUCGACCAGUACGGCAAUUACACUGUUCCUGAAAUUGGAUUGAACUUGAAUGGUAUUAACACACAAGGGGAAAAUAUCGCUGAUAACGGUGGUAUUAAAGAAGCUUACUUAGCGUAUAAUAAGUGGGUUGAAAAGCAUGGUCCAGAACCGAAACUACCUGGACUAAAAUAUAAUAGUCGCCAAUUAUUCUGGAUAUCGGCUGCCAAUGUCUGGUGUGCGAAGACGAGAUCGGAAGAACUGAGACAAGUGGUCGUUACUGACGAACACUCUCCAGAUAAAUACCGAGUCCUUGGAUCCUUUAGAAACAUGGAUUACUUUUCCAAAGAUUUCAGUUGUCCGGAAGGAUCUCGAAUGAAUCCGAAGACAAAAUGCAGAGUUUGGUAGUUUGGCAAUACGUAAAUGAAAACAGUAUUUAAAUUUUUAUUUAUAUUUUAUAUACAAGACUUAAUUAACGAAACAAAAAAAAAAGAAAUAUUAACUAAAAUUGUAAUGCAUUGACUUUCUUAAUAUAUUUGUCUGUAAAUAGUAAUAGUUGUUAAAUUAAAUGUUAGAUAGAAGACAACAAAUUCUCGAAUGUGCUGUCUUUGAAUCACAGUUACCAAGUGAAAAUGAAAUUAAAUUGACAUGUAAAUGUUAUGUAAUUGAAUAAACACAAAAUAUACAAGUA
Messenger RNA from Nicrophorus vespilloides, 2874 nucleotides. Its product is annotated as neprilysin-11. Gene Ontology annotation, molecular function: metalloendopeptidase activity. Gene Ontology annotation, cellular component: plasma membrane. The transcript has 8 exons. The coding region runs from base 291 to 2591 and encodes 766 amino acids. Gene Ontology annotation, biological process: protein processing. The record is from RefSeq and is a predicted model, not a curated record. NCBI's taxonomy places the organism in Eukaryota, Metazoa, Arthropoda, Insecta, Coleoptera, Silphidae.